AAAUAGUCCAGCUAAUAUCAAUGAAAUGCCAUUUUCGGUCUAUAACUUUUUGUUAUGCUGCGCAGCAGGAAAGUUGGAGCGCAUCCUGCUCUCAGGCUAGAUAACACUCGCACUUCCCACUACUGAAUGAGAAGGUGGGAAAUCAAGUGGUGAGAAGACAAAAAGGACACACAGCUCCUCUUUUUGAGAAACUACAGUGGACACAAGGCAUUUUCCACCUGGCAAAUCUCUUAAUGGAACAAAUGUGGACUCAUCAGGAGAGGCCAAGCAGGGCAUGGCUUUAAGCAGACUCCUGCUGCUCUGUAUGGUAGCCUCUGAGGUGUGGGAUGCUGAGACCAAACCCAUAGACUUUGUGUGUAAUAGAGCCACCAGGAGGGCUAUGAAUAUUGUGGCAGAAAUGGAGAGUGCACUGAGUGACUGCAAUGGUGUCAUGACCCUCUCCACACCAGUUCAGCUACCCUGCACAGAGCUUCAUGUAGCAUCUUGGAAAAACAAAUCAAACCAGGAGAAGAGGGGAGACAUAGCUGCAUCCUUCAGGCUUCUUAUUGAAGGUGUGAAGGCUGUGAGGGCCCUGAGUCAUCCAGGAUGUGUUGCUUCACUACUGCAGAAAUUGGAGAACAACAUCAACAACUACCUGCUCAUUCUCACACACCUUCAGCUGAGUCAGGGGCCAGUGGUGAGCCCAUCACUGUCUUGUGUUCCUCGAAGUUCCCAGAGUCUGAGCACACUCCUGUUGAGAUACAAACAGCUGAUCUCAGGCAAACUGGAGCAGUUCAUGAUUAACCUGGAAGACAGCUGCACUUACCAGUGACUCAAAAACAACUUUAGUGAACCCAUUAUUCUUCACAAAUGGGGAUUCAAUUCAGCUCCACUGGAGCCCCAAGUCAAUGAAGUCCGCCAGUGCAAAACAGCAGGACUAAUCCGGAUUUUCUCCUCACCUUCAAAAUUCUCAUGUGUAAAAAGUCUUCUUUUGUAUAUUGUGAUAUGUAUAUACAGUCAUUAAGAGGAACUACAUCUGGAUAAGUAAGGAAAAUAAAAGACAUCAAUAUGUAUGCAAUAAUGAGUAUCUUGGAAAAAAGAAGCAGUUCUUUGUAUCAUUCAUUAAGCUAAGGAUACUUUGAAUUUGGUUGUAGGUGUGUACAACCAAAACGACUUCUUUAAUGUAGCUUACAGGCAGCUUUUCCAUGUCUCCACUGUAUGCAGAACUAUCAAAAUCCAAAUGACAGUUUCAUGUUGAGGUUGUUCUCCACCUUGAUCACAUGGCUAGAACCAAAAGGUCAGCUUGGUUGUCUGAAUUCAUGUUUUCAGGCCAGAUUUGUUUUGCUCCUUGUCAGUGGUAGAAAUGUCUCCCAAAGUGGCUAUUAUGCUAAUAGUGCUAGACAGUUACUGCGCAUCAAAAAAAUCAUAUAUAAGCUAUAAAAGACACUGAAGAACAAUGAAGACUGGAAAAUAUUGCUAUACCUUUCUGGUAUAAAUUCAGUGAGCAGGUUUUGCUUAUUCUUAUUGCACUUUUAGCUCUUAUGUCUGUUUACAUUUUUAUUUUAAAAAUUAUGAUUUGCUAUGAUUUGUGCAUGUUCCUUUGUAUUCCUUUUUUAUUUUGGGAAAUCCACCUUGGGUUUCUUUGUGAAUGUCUUUAUGUAAAUGCUCAGAUGUUGCAUCUAAGGACAUUUUUGCAACAGUUAUAUCAAUACAAAUACUGUUUAUGAUGAUAGAAAACCCUCCCAAUAUAAUAUGCAAUAAACUGU
Molecule: messenger RNA, 1745 nt
Organism: Seriola dumerili (greater amberjack)
Lineage: Eukaryota; Metazoa; Chordata; Actinopteri; Carangiformes; Carangidae
Gene: thpo
Product: thrombopoietin
Exons: 5
Coding region: 275-811 (178 amino acids)
Biological process (GO): cell population proliferation
Cellular component (GO): extracellular region
Molecular function (GO): cytokine activity; hormone activity
Source: RefSeq, a predicted model, not a curated record